Macrobrachium nipponense is the source of this 3376-nucleotide messenger RNA. RefSeq names its product organic cation transporter protein-like. The coding region runs from base 639 to 2513 and encodes 624 amino acids. Gene Ontology annotation, biological process: transmembrane transport. Gene Ontology annotation, cellular component: membrane. The transcript has 12 exons. Gene Ontology annotation, molecular function: transmembrane transporter activity. The record is from RefSeq and is a predicted model, not a curated record. Lineage: Eukaryota; Metazoa; Arthropoda; Malacostraca; Decapoda; Palaemonidae.
AGUGGGUCCUCCUUGAAGGAUAAUGCUUUAUUGUAGUUCCCGUGUUUAGCUUAAAAGCUUAGAACCUCAAUAACCUUCAUGAUAAACAUGCAAUCCAAGCAAAAGAUAAAACUUCAUGUUGUAAAGCUCUGGCGAGUUCGACGUCACGCUAAAGGUGCAGCAGUAGUCUCAUAUACUUCAUAUCCAAUCCGUCCGAUAGAGGAUAGACUAAGACUAAUUCAACAAUUCGCCCAAGGACACAAAAAUAUAGACGAUUAAUACGAGGAUAACCAUGCAUGCAGUAGUAGUAGUACUGCCAGACGCUCUCGGAAACCGGUAUCGUUACGGACGCAAAUUCCGCUUAUUUCGACGCAUAUAGGCCUAUCUGAUGCCUGAAUCUUUGACAUUGUCGAAUUUAAAACAGCCACUCUGCUAGAGAUUUGUAGCAUCCGUCAGUAUGAAUAUAGAUGUUCUCGGCCAUUGAAAUGUAGUAAUGUAAGAGAACUGUCACUUCGGCAACCAGCCCGGCCAAAGAGUACCCUAAGGCAGCAGUCCGCUUACUCUGCUGCUGCUGCAGUUUCAAGUGACAGUGUGUUAGUGGUGUUACAGAAUAACGGGUUCCCAACAGGCGAGUUCUGUCGGGAGACGAAGGCUUAAAGAUGAACCAAAUGAAACCGGGAACAGAGGUGGGCCCAGGGGAAACCAGUGAUGUCACAAUCGGAAAGUCCAACGCGAGAAUGGGGAAGGACGACAAGCCAGUGAAAGAUAGUAGCAUAUCGAAGUGUUUGACUGUUGGCGAUGGAGACACCCCGCAGAAGGUAUCGUUCGAACACCUCUUGGACAUCUCUGCAGUCGAUGGACGCUGGAUCUUUUACAUGUUUCUCAUGUGCUCCUUCAGUGGAUUCAAUUCUCCAUUCCAAGUUUUGACUUACCAAUUCCUGGGAGCCACGCCAGACCACUGGUGCCAAGUUGAGGAACUGUAUGCCUCCAACUGGACGGAUGAACAAGUCCUUUCUCUGGCUAUACCGUUCGAGAACGCAACUGGAAAGUAUGACAGUUGUCGUAUGUACGACUUGAACUACACAGCAGCCGUUACUCUCGGAUAUGAAGACUCGCUGGCACACAGGGCCAGUCUCUCGUUGGCGAGGGACUCCAGUAAGAAAACCACGAUUUCUUCUUGCCCACACGGUCACAGUUUCAACCUUACUCUGUACUCUUCAACCGUUGUGACAGAGUGGGACCUUGUCUGCGAAAGGCGAGCACUCUACUCGACAACCUUUGCUGCUGUGUCUAUAGGCAAGAUGAUGGGAUACCUCUUCGCUGGAAGCAUUCUAGACUUCUUCGGCAGGAGGCCUGUGGUGCUCUUCUGCGUGACCUGUUGUAUUUCCUCUGGCUUCCUGUGCUCCCUGGCGCCCAGCAUAUUAGUCUAUAUCAUUUGCAGAGUGAUCAUAAGCAUCAUGGAUGUCGGGGUGUAUCUUGGAUCCUUCAUUUUAAUGAUGGAGAUCAGCCCGUUGCAUCGGCGGUCGCAGUUGGGGGCUCUCUUCUGCGUCCCGUGGGCCCUGGGCUACAUGGUCACUCCUGGCAUCGCCUACUGCGUCAGGACCUGGAAACUCCUGCAGGCGGCGCUGACGCUGCCGAGCCUUUGGACUUUGAUUUACUUCAAGUACCUCCCUGAGUCUCCCCGUUGGCUUAUUCUGCACGGGCGCAUUGAAGGCGCCUACUCAGUUUUGAAAUGGGGCUCUGAAGUCAACGGGAACACAAUCAGGCCCAAAGAUGAAAUGUUUCAGUAUAUGGAAAAGAUACACAAGGACGUCAUGACACGUGAUGAUAAAGGGGACAAGUGCAAUGGAAAAAAUCUCCUUUCUCGAGCAGUUCAUUCCCUGAAGGACACUGCAGUACUCUACAUCAUUCCAAAGACUAGGAGACAUAUUCUGGUGAUGCUCUUCUGCUGGUUUUCCGUGUCUAUGGUGUACUAUGGCACUGCGCUUAAUGCCACAAACCUGAGCACGGACCCCUACUUGUUCGUCUUUCUGGGCGGACUGUUGGAACUCCCCAGCUACUUCUUGCUCUGGUGGGCCGUUGCAGUCAUCGGCAGGAAGAAAACUUUUAUUGGACUCUACCUUGCUGGAUCGAUUUUCAUUUUGCUCAUAACAACCUUACUGGUUGUAGGCACGAACGGAGUAACAUGGCCCACAGUAGCCUUGGCACAUGCUGGGAAAUUCAUGAUCACCUCUGCCUUUCAUUUGGCUUUUGUGUACACGGCAGAGCUGUUUCCCACCAAGUAUCGUCCCCUUGCUGUGUCGCAGUCAAGUGCCUGCGCCAGGAUUGGCAGUUUUUUCUCGCCCUACAUUAAUGACAUGCUGGGCACAGUCGCUAUCUGGGCACCUUCUGCUCUUUUUGGAGGCAUAUCACUGAUAGCUGCUAUACUGGCCACUACUCUACCUGAAACGAAGGACCAAGAACUGCCAGAAACCAGCUUCUUUAGAAAAAAGGAAGCAGAAACCAAACAAACAGAAGGAACCACUCAUCUCUAAGUCAGAAGAUUAGAAAAAGUGUUGGGGGGCUGGGGGUCACUAGGAAAGAUAAAUCAGUUUUGGGUGCUGGGGGUCACUAGGAAAUAGAAAAAAAGUUGCUUUAGCUCUUCUCAAAAGUAUUCUUCAGCGCAAACAAUUUGGUGGAAAAGCCACCACUUUCAUUUUGUUUAUUCAGAAGUCUAUUAUAAUUGAGCAUUGCAAAUAAUCUCCAUUAUUACUAAAGCUUUUAUUUUCUCGUAUUACUAAACCGGGCUCACUCUCCGAUUUCUGUAUGCUGUCUACGUAAACCAUCUCUCUGCAGUUCAGUGUAUAUUAGGAAAAAGCUAGAUUAUUCUUACAGCAACGUACAUUGUGAGAAACGGUAAAAUUCGGACGCUGUAUGCUUUACCAGUCAAAUAUAUUGAAUUCAAUUGAAGGAAUGUUUAAGUAGCAUUUAAAGAAGCAAGAUAUGCAAUAAAGAGGAAUUUAGGGAAAGUUAGGUCUAAAAAUAUGUUUAGAGAGGUCAAAGAAGAACACAAUAUAAACACACAAAUUGAAGCUGCAUUAUAGAAAUAAAAUUAUUCCAUAUGUAAACAAAUACCACCAGAGAAAUCACUAAAAAAUAAGUACAUUAAAAAAAUUUGCCUCAUAGCACAGCAGUAAUAAUAUUUAGUGAAUGUCGCGGGAGUUACAUAACGGUUGGUUUCUUUUUAAAGAACCUGAAGAAGCAUAAAAGAUUUUGAGUUUGUUAAUACAAUUGUAUUAUAAAGUUGUAGAAUGCAUUGUAUGACAGUGGUUUGUCUUCGCUAUUUAAUAUCUACUAAUAACUGGGUAUGUAUCACAUAUUUUUCAGUACUACCUUUAUGUAUAUAUAUAUAUAUAUA